Lentinula edodes (shiitake mushroom) is the source of this 2031-nucleotide messenger RNA. Its product is annotated as glutamate-cysteine ligase catalytic subunit. Gene Ontology annotation, biological process: glutathione biosynthetic process. Gene Ontology annotation, cellular component: glutamate-cysteine ligase complex. Bases 1 to 2031 code for a protein of 676 amino acids. Lineage: Eukaryota; Fungi; Basidiomycota; Agaricomycetes; Agaricales; Omphalotaceae. The record is from RefSeq and is a predicted model, not a curated record. The transcript has 14 exons. Gene Ontology annotation, molecular function: glutamate-cysteine ligase activity.
AUGGGUUUGUUAUCUGCUGGAACGCCCCUGAGUUGGGAUGAUACCAAGAAAGUUGCCGAUCACAUACGAAGCCAUGGGAUCACCCAAUUCCUGCAUAUCUGGGACCGAUUAAAGGACAAGAAUGGUGAUGAGUUGCUCUGGGGCGACGAGAUUGAGUACAUGGUCGUCGUGCUCGAUGACAAAACGAAGAAUGCCAAACUUUCCCUUCGUCAGACUGAGAUACUCACCAAACUCAGUUCCAUCGUGAACAAUUUAUCGUUAGAGACUGAAGACGCUAUCGCAAUACCAACCUUCCAUCCAGAAUAUGGACGGUACAUGCUGGAAUCCACUCCUGGUUCUCCAUUCACGGGAUCCAUCACCGAUCUACUCUCAGUUGAAAAGAACAUGCGCUAUAGGAGAACUCUGGCUCGGAGAUACCUAAAACCAAAUGAAAUACCGUUAACUUUGACUUCCUUUCCCCGCCUCGGUUCCCCUGGUCAAUUCACGGAACCUUACCACGACCCUCACGAUGCUGUUUCAAGCCAUAGCUUAUUCCUCCCAGAGCAGAUAACUAAUCCACAUGCCCGAUUUCCUACCCUAACUGCCAAUAUUCGCCGUAGGCGAGGGUCCAAAGUAGCUAUAAACUUACCGAUCUUUGUUGAUGAGAAGACACCCCGCCCUUUCAUUGAUCCAACGAUUCCAUGGGACCGUUCAAUUUAUGCAGAGGACCCAGAGGCUAAAAACGGAGCCGCUCUUCCCGACCAUAUCUACAUGGAUGCUAUGGGUUUUGGUAUGGGGUGCUGUUGCUUGCAACUAACAUAUCAAGCUUGCAAUGUGAGCGAUGCCCGACGCUUAUACGAUGGGUUAAUACCCAUUGGUCCCAUUAUGUUAGCUCUGACUGCUGGAAGUCCAAUCUGGCGGGGAUUUCUUAGCGAUGUAGACUGCCGAUGGAAUGUCGUAGCAGGAAGUGUAGACGAUCGUACGGUAGAAGAACGAGGCCUUAAGCCCCUUGAACAUGACCGGUUUAAAAUCCCGAAGUCGCGCUACGACAGCGUGGAUUUGUACAUUUCAGAACAUUGGAGGAACAGACCGGAAUAUAAUGACCAGCCUGUGGUUAUUGACCCCUGCAUCUAUAAUCGUUUACGGCAGCAUGGACUCGACGAUUUGCUUUCCAAGCACAUCGCACAUUUAUUCAUCCGUGAUCCACUGGUGGUAUUUUCUGAAACUAUAGAUCAGGAUGACAAAGAAAGCAGCGACCAUUUUGAAAACAUUCAAUCCACUAAUUGGCAAACAUUGCGAUUCAAACCUCCACCUCCCAAAUCACCCAUCGGCUGGCGGGUGGAGUUUCGUAGCAUGGAAGUCCAGAUGACUGACUACGAGAACGCGGCCUACGCAGUUUUCAUAACCCUUCUUUCGCGUGCCAUCUUGAGCUUCAAUCUAAACUUUUACAUACCAAUUUCGAAGGUGGACGAAAACAUGUCGCGCGCGCAAGGAAGAGGUGCUUCGCAGUCAGAGAAAUUCUAUUUCCGCAAGGACGUCUGCCCGGGCGGAAAUAGUCUAAAGUCAUCUGGCUCCAGCUCGCCAGUCGAUGAAUCCCGACCAAAGGACAGGAAGAUGCGGAAUUGCUUUCCGCCUCCAGAAAUACCCGAAAACGGUGUGCCUAAGGGACCUGUAGAGGAAGAAUACUCGGAAAUGACCAUACACGAGAUAAUAAACGGAAAGGGAGACUCCUAUCCAGGUCUCUUAGGUUUAAUAUGGGCGUACAUCGACACACUGGAUGUUAGCCAACAAGAAUUGUCCAAGAUUCAUAGCUACCUUGAUCUUAUCCGUCGUCGGGCGAACGCAGGUUCUUUGCUAACACCCGCAACUUGGGUUCGAAAUUUCGUCCGCACACAUCCGGCAUAUGCUCACGAUUCUGUUGUGACACAAGAGAUAAAUUAUGAUCUAAUAGUGGCAGUCGAUGAAAUCGAGCGCGGCGUACGAAAUGUGUCUGAUCUUCUUCCUGAAGAUUAUACCGGCGGAGAAGCUGAUGGGGGCUCUAUAUCCCCUUGA